Molecule: messenger RNA, 374 nt
Organism: Alternaria rosae
Lineage: Eukaryota; Fungi; Ascomycota; Dothideomycetes; Pleosporales; Pleosporaceae
Exons: 2
Coding region: 1-273 (90 amino acids)
Source: RefSeq, a predicted model, not a curated record
AUGGCGACCCUUCAGACGGUCCGUCGGUGGAUCAUGACAGCUGCCGUCGCUUCAAUCACAAUUACGGGAACUAUCUACGGCGCGGGAUUGAAAGGGCAGCAGGAAGUUAAACAGAAAACACGAUACAUGAUCGAAGCCACGCCCGAAGAACGCAUCGCACAGCUCGAAACCACGCGCGCCCAGUUAAUGCUUAAGAAGAACGAGAUGGAAAGGAAGAUGGCUGUCUUUGCUGAGCGCAGGAAGGAGAAAGAGGCGCGAGAGAAUGGGAAAUGAGGUGUUGGAAGAGACAGGGUCGGAUAACUUGAUGAUUGAAUGGGAUAAUUCAACAAGAGGGGAAGAGUGAUCGUGCUGGUAUACAUGAGAGGCGAGGGUUG